Messenger RNA from Salvia splendens (bonfire salvia), 3571 nucleotides. RefSeq names its product E3 ubiquitin-protein ligase MBR2. The coding region runs from base 1141 to 3261 and encodes 706 amino acids. Gene Ontology annotation, molecular function: ubiquitin protein ligase activity. NCBI's taxonomy places the organism in Eukaryota, Viridiplantae, Streptophyta, Magnoliopsida, Lamiales, Lamiaceae. The record is from RefSeq and is a predicted model, not a curated record. The transcript is spliced from 6 exons.
UAUCCUAACGCCUUACCGGGAAUUCCUCUCUCUAAACAAUCCGCAUUCUUACAAGUUUCAACCAUAUAAACAAUGUUCCGAGAGCCUUUGUCUUCUCUUGGCAGAUGUUCAAUUUCCAUUACAUGUGAAACCAUAUUAAAUACUCCACGCUGCAAAAAAAGCGUAAAUUCCAAACCCAUCUACUCGAUCGCCGUUAUCGGUGGAUCAUCUCUCUCUAUUCUGAGGUUUUAUUCUCGAACCAAUCUACUUAUUAGUAUGUUUUGAUAUUUGAUUGAAGUGAGUUUCUUCAUUUGUUUUCUUAUGUUUUAGUAAUUCAUAUUCUUUCGUUGUUAAAGAUUGAAUCUUUUUGUGAGGAACAGGAUUAAUUUGGUAAUUUUUUUAGAGUAGUUGUUUAAUGCUGCAGACUUCAAUUGAUGAACUUCGAUGAAAUCGAUAUAUUUGUUUCUUGUUAUUGGUCAUGUAUGAUGAAUUCACUGGUCAAAUCUGGUAAAUUGUGGUGAUAUUCACAAAGUUAUAAUAUGUUUUCUCAAUGUCUUUUUUGGGUAAAACUGACCUGUUUUAUGAAUCUGUUGUCUUUUGUCUUCACUAAUCAAAGUGUUAAGAGUGUACUGAUGAUUUUUUUUUCUUAUUAACUUGUUAUCAUAUUCAAAUUAAUUGUCUUCCUUACCUUUCGAGUUGAAUUAUCUCAUGCGAUUUAAAGUUCGUUAUUGCUUGAAAGAUGUUGAUCUAUAAUAAGAGGCUGGUGUUGGUUUUGUUCUUGGAGUUUUUACUCCCGGCUGUAUAUUUUCAGUCCAUUUUGUAUUGCACAUUUGGAUGAGGAACUGUUGCGCUAGUAUAUAUUCUUGUUCACUUGCAUGGAGGACCAAUAACUGAAAAAAAUUACAUUCUUUGAUGCCAUUUAAGAUUCUGAGGUAACCACCCUAAGUUGCAUUGGACUUUUUAGAAAUCUUGUUUUACAGUGUAAGUAUAUGCUGUUGCUUUUAUAUGAUUAAGAUGAUUCCUUGUCAGUAUAGAUGGUGAGUUCAUAUUAUCAUAGCUCUGAUUAUAUAUUCAUGUGCAACUACUUUUCAUAUCUUCACAGCUGUUUGCCCACAACGCUUCUGUAGUUGAUAUUGUUUUCCGUGAAACAUAAUUGCGGAGAUGCAACGGGGAAGAAGUGCCCUCAAUUCCUUCCCUGAGCAAUUUGAUUUGAACCAAGGACCAGUUCCUGAAAAUGCCUCUAUGGAUCACUCAGGUUCCUGGAAUACCAUGUUGAACCCAGUGGAAAACCGACUUUCUAAUGACAUCAUUGGAGCUACUGAUGGAAAUGAUAGUUGCAUUGAUGGUGUUGCUCCGAGUUUUAGUGGUUGGGACCGUGGCGAAUCCAGCUCCAGUGCAAACAAUAUGCAAGAUGGAGCUCGUGGUGCUGAUUCAAAAACGAGACUUGGGUGGUCGUCAUCUUUUAAUGCUUGUUCUGAGCGCAAUGCAAGAUCGGAAGACUGGUCCUUUCCACAACCCAAUACCACCAGUAAUAGCAAUAUGAUUGCUGGCAGACCCCAGACCAUGCAAAAUCUCUGCUCAACCGAUGCUUCCAUGAAUUUAAAUUUGAAUGAUGGCCAAACGUGGAAUCAUGAUUACUACAGAGGUUCAGGAGCAGUUCUACCUCAUAAUCUCUAUAAAUCUGGUCAUUCGGUAAUGGACCAGAAUCCAACCUUUUAUCCUUCUUCAAGUGACAUGGGAACCUUUUCUGGUCGUUCUAGUACUUCUUCAGAAAAUUACGAUUUAGCUGGUCCGUUUGGUUCUUGGGGUUCAUCUUGCAAGAGAAAGGCUCUUGAUGGCAAUUCUGGACAAUUUUACCCCGGUGGAAGUUCGAGCUCGAAUCAGCCAAUUGACAAGAACAUAAUGCAGCAUCCAGCUCGUGGUAGGUACAAUACACCAGGAAAUAUAAGUAUAUCCUCUGGUCCGGUGAACUUGUCUUCAACUAAUCUCAUAGAACAAGUAAAUCCGAGUAUUGGCGCUGGGCUGAGUAGAGUGCCCCCUAGCCCUUCUCCCUCUUCAAGUGUACCAGGAGUGGCAGAAAGCUCGGGCAGACGUUUUGCAGCAAGAUUGAAUCAUGGGCGGCAUGAGCCAAUCCCAUUUGAUACACCUAGAAAUUCAUCCCUGAGGAGCUCUGGUGCUUACGCCUCCCAUCUUUCAAGACCUAUCACAAACAUUGAUUCUGCAGAAUUGAGGCCAUCGAUCACACUGCCAAUGAACCAAGCCAAUUCCUUGACUCAACCUCAUUUAAUGCCAGUAAAUGAGGCGAGAGGAACAUAUUCAUACCCUUGGAAUGGAUCUUUGAGUUCACGAGGCGGUAGUUCAUCAAGCUCUGGAGAAAGAGGUCAUGGAGCACCCGAGGAUAUUAAUGUUAGAAGCUCUCGUAGAAAUAAUCUCGAGUACCCCAUGACCAUUUCCGCACCCGAGACAAGAACUGUCCUGCCAGAUCAAAUCGAUUGGAGUUUUGCUCCUGGAACUUCUGCAUCGUCUAGGAAUCAUCCUACUGGUUCACGUAUUGGCCACAGUUCUGGAGGCAGAACCCAUUCUGGUGCAUGGUUGCCUCAUCAAAACCCGACAUCACCAAAUCAUCAAAGGUUAUCGGAAUCUUUUCCUUGGCUUCCCACCCAUCGAGUUGAGCCUGAAUCCGGGACAGCUAGAAGCCAUUUUGCUCUUUUGUCUUCUGCCUUUUCUUCAUUGGAUGAGGCAGCUAAUAGUAGUCGACAUCAUUUAGAUCAAAGGUCAGCAGCUCUGUUGAUGGAUAUACCAGGUGCUGAAGAUGUUAUUGGUAGGCGUUCUUUGGCUGCUGUUGAGGGCAGACAUAGACUGAUACGACAAGUCCUGAAUGCGAUGCAGAGGGGUGUCCACUUACAAGAUGAGGAUUAUAUGCUUAUUGAUCCUUUUACGAAUGGAUUCUCUGAGUUGCACGACAGACACAGAGAUAUGAGGCUUGAUGUCGACAAUAUGUCCUAUGAGGAAUUAUUGGCUUUGGAGGAGCGAAUAGGGAACGUGAGCACUGGACUCAGCGAAGAACAAAUCAGCGGCUCCAUGAAACAGCGCAAGUAUGAAGGAGCAGGAAGCUCGCUGCCAAACAUUGAGCCGUGCUGUAUAUGCCAGGAGGAUUACAUUACUGGAGAAGACAUCGGAAUAUUGAACUGUGGGCAUGAGUUUCACACCGGCUGCAUCAAGCAGUGGCUUAAGCUGAAGAACCUUUGCCCCACGUGUAAAACGACGGCCUUGGGAUCUUGAAGGAAAAAUGGCGUUUCUGGUGGGAUAGCAACGCUUCCCUCUUAAAUAACAUCGUCCUUAUCCCGUUGCAGGGUGUCUUUUCCUUUUUUUACAGUUGCGGUCGAAACUGGUUCGCUCUCCCCUCACAUGCUUGGUGGACUCAAGAAUGAAGAGAUCCACAGGGGAGCCUGUGUGAACCAUGCUUUUAGGUUUAAACUUGGUAGUGAAUAAUUUUUUAUUCUUCAAAAAUGAAAUGUUUGUGCCUUUGAACUAAUAAUACUAUUACUGGCAGACAUUCUUGGUUAUUGUUAUGUACUUGCAAAAUUUUCAA